This is a messenger RNA of Rhizoctonia solani, 3111 nucleotides long. Its product is annotated as kinesin motor domain protein. Gene Ontology annotation, biological process: mitotic spindle assembly; microtubule-based movement. Gene Ontology annotation, molecular function: plus-end-directed microtubule motor activity; microtubule binding; ATP binding. Gene Ontology annotation, cellular component: spindle microtubule; nucleus. NCBI's taxonomy places the organism in Eukaryota, Fungi, Basidiomycota, Agaricomycetes, Cantharellales, Ceratobasidiaceae. The record is from RefSeq and is a predicted model, not a curated record. The transcript is spliced from 12 exons. The coding region runs from base 1 to 3111 and encodes 1036 amino acids.
AUGUCCCGUAGGGCUCCGUCGGUAGCACGAAAGGUAUCCGCCUCGGCACGUACGGCAUCGUCUCAAGCUAGGGCUGGAACAACUUCCUCGGCAGCAUCCUCAAGCUUACCACAGCCUUCUGUCGCUCGAGCUCAGCCCGCUGCCAUCUCUCAAGAGGAGAAUACUACCAACAUCCAGGUAGUUAUAAGAUGCAGAAACAGAUGGCCCGCGCUCGGAGGAGAUUACUAUCGAAACUGCACUGCCUCAGUCGAGUUUGGUGUUUACACUCCUGCUCCAACUCGGACAUAUCCAUUCGAUCGUGUAUUUGGACCUGAAGCAGACCAGGCCCUAGUUUAUCAUGAUGUUGUUGCGCCAGUCCUCGAAGAGGUUCUCAACGGAUACAAUUGCACUCUGUUCGCCUACGGUCAGACGGGAACCGGAAAAACAUACACCAUGCAAGGAGAUCUCUCCCCUACACUCACCGGAAACCCUAGCGCUGAUGCUGGUAUCAUUCCUCGGACGCUUCACAAGCUGUUCAUGCACCUCGAAAACAAUGUUCCGGAUUAUAGCGUCAAGGUCUCCUUUGUUGAACUCUAUAACGAAGAACUCCGCGACCUAUUGGCGUCCGAAUUCAGGGAACCUAGCGCAAAUGCGCAACCUAUGGGAAUAGCAUCGGGCCAGGGAGCUGGUGGCCUAAAAAUCUUCGACGAUGCUGCAAAAAAGGGAACCUUCAUACAAGGCCUGGAGGAGGCCCAUGUGCGGGAUGCGCAGGAUGCGAUAGAAGUCCUUCGGAAGGGCAGCGAACGUAGACAGAUUGCGGCGACCAAGUUCAACGACCACUCCAGUCGUUCCCACUCCAUCUUUACACUCACAGUUCAUACGAAAGAAACAUCAUCCGACGGUAAUGAUUUGAUCAGAACCGGAAAGCUGAAUCUCGUCGAUCUCGCUGGCUCCGAAAAUAUAGGCCGCUCGGGAGCUGAAAAUAAGCGUGCAAGGGAAGCGGGAAUGAUUAAUCAAAGUUUGCUGACGCUCAACCGUGUCAUUACGGCGCUAGUCGAACGAAGCCCCCAUGUUCCCUAUCGGGAGUCGAAACUUACUCGUUUGUUGCAAGAUUCAUUGGGUGGACGUACCAAAACGUGUAUUAUUGCAACGGUAUCGCCCGCCCGGUGCAACAUGGAAGAAACGCUUUCAACCUUGGACUACGCAUUUCAGGCUAAGGCUAUCCGCAAUCGUCCUGAAUUGAAUUCUAGAAUAAUGCGGAACGCGCUACUAAAGGAGCACGCGAGUGAAAUCUCUAGGCUCAAGGCCGACUUAGUCGCAGCCCGGGAGAAAAAUGGCGUUUACGUUUCCGUUGAACGUUGGAGAGAAAUCGAGUCGGCACAGGAAGGCGGCAAAACAGUCCGUGAGGAGCUUCGCGUGCAAGCGGAGGUUGCUCAGCGGCAGUCUCGGGCAUUACAGGAAGAACUGGAAGCUCAAGGGGCCGUGCUCAUCAAAAAGACCAAUGAAUUGACCAGUGUUCAACAGGAGUUGGAGCAAGAACAAUUACAUCUCGCAAAUGCGAGGCAAGAGGUUGAGAGGUUACGAAAAGAAGCCGAAGAGGAAAAGAUUGUCCGACAAGAAUUCGAGCGCAAUGAACUAUCGUUAGACCGUGCAGCUACGAGUCUACGAGAAACUGCGAGAGCUGGUAUUAUCGAUGUGAAGGGAUUGUUUGAUAAAAUUGCCCGCAAUGACGCGCUACUCUCUUCCAAUGCCAAUGUCUUGGUCGCGUUUUCCGAAAGAUUACGCACAGAAUUCGAUGACUUCGGAGCCCGACUCGAAGAGUUCAUGAAAUCCCACAAUACCACCUCUCAUCGCAUUAAAUCGCAGGCUGAAUCAUUUCAAGUAACUGAACUUGAAGCCUCCAGUAGACACAGUCAAUCGAUCGACGACCACCUACGUUUAUUGGAUACUACGGUGGCUAGACUCCAAGCGACAGAAAAAGAGUCAGGGGGUGCGAUGGAUGCACUUCGGGCGGUCAUUGUGCGCACGAGUGAAGGAAUCAAGUCAUCCCUCGAGCAAUGGAACACAUCUGUCUCAAGAGAGUGCUUGUCAUUGUUUAGCGAACUGGCUGUUCAACAAGAAAAACACGUAGGGGAUGUCCUUCGUCUACGCGGCCAAAACGAAUCAUUGGUAUCCCUUCUCGAGGCCGAGCGAGUUAGAUCCGAUAGAAUGCGAGAUGAGGCUAUAGCGCGAGUUACGGCACUAAUUACUGGAUUUACGGCGGAGAGUCAGAAGGGACUAUAUGAGGCAGUUGCCGCAACCCGCGCAGGACUAGGAGAGGGGGAAGAAGCGCUGAGUAGAUUCGCUGUGGAACAUGAAGAAGAGGCGGAGCGAGUGGUCGAGACGACGGAAGGGCUCGUAAGCGUGCUUCAGGGUAAAGAGGCCGAGGGAAAACAAAUCAAGGAGGACGGAAUAAAGGCUAUCAAACAAGCAAAAGCUAGCUUUGAUGACGGAAAUUCACGCGUCCGCUUGUCCAUCAAUACUGCUAUCACCGGGCAAAGCACGGAGAUCGGGCGUCAGCUCUCGGGCCUGGGCGAGCAAAGCUCAAAUGCUUCGAGCGAUUUGCCUCUUCUAAAGAAACAAACGAUGGGCACUGUGAUAAGUCAGACCACCAUGCUGCGUAACGCUUGCCAAACGUACAAAUCUUCCGUGGAUGCGCAUGCCUCUACUCUCGAACAGAUGGAUAAGGCUCUAGUCACUGAUCUCAAAACUCAAGUCACACCUACAGGACAUACACCACGCAAGAGGAAAUGGGAUUACGUCGAUUCAUGGACGCUGACUGUGGCCGGGAAGAUAUUUUACGAGCCUGGAGAAACCUCUGGCGCCGUUUCGGAACACGAUUCCGUUAACUUACCAGAGGGAGCGCAUAUUGCUAGUGAUCUAGAACAGGGCGAGCAACCCACGAAACAAGAGCCGCAGGGAGAUGUCGAUGUAGGAUACGUUCCCGCGAUGGCGACCCGGAUUGCGAGGCCGUCAAGCCUAGUUCCACCAUUGGGCACGAGUCGACGUUCGACUAUGGCACCGCCUGGCAAUAAACCCUCAGCGCACGUUGACGAGAACGUAGUCCUCAGGUCUAAACGUCUCAAACGAUAA